Enhydra lutris kenyoni (northern sea otter) is the source of this 4045-nucleotide messenger RNA. Its product is annotated as WD repeat and HMG-box DNA binding protein 1. Gene Ontology annotation, molecular function: chromatin binding; protein binding. The coding region runs from base 81 to 3470 and encodes 1129 amino acids. Lineage: Eukaryota; Metazoa; Chordata; Mammalia; Carnivora; Mustelidae. The record is from RefSeq and is a predicted model, not a curated record. Gene Ontology annotation, cellular component: nuclear replication fork. The transcript is spliced from 26 exons. Gene Ontology annotation, biological process: mitotic cell cycle; DNA-templated DNA replication; DNA repair.
GGAAGCGGCGCUCGGUUGGCUGUUGCAACGCGUUUUUCAUCAGUGGAGGAGGUUGGUCCAUUUGGUAGGUAGAAGAAAAGAUGCCUGCCACACAGAAGCCGAUGAGAUUUGGACAUACAGAGGGACACACAGAUGUCUGUUUUGAUGAUUUGGGGAGUUACAUUGUGACUUGUGGAAGUGAUGGUGAUGUGAGGAUUUGGGAAGACUUAGAUGAUGAUGAUCCUAAGUCCAUUAACGUUGGAGAAAAGGCAUAUUCAUGUGCUUUGAAGAAUGGGAAAUUGGUCACUGCAGUAUCUAAUAAUACUAUUCAAGUCCACACAUUUCCUGAAGGAGUUCCAGAUGGUAUAUUGACUCGCUUCACCACAAAUGCAAACCAUGUGGUCUUUAAUGGGGAUGGUGGAAAAGUUGCUGCUGGAUCUAGUGAUUUUCUACUCAAAGUUGUGGAUGUGAUGGAUUGCAGCCAACAGAAAACAUUUCGAGGACAUGAUGCUCCUGUUUUAAGUCUUUCCUUUGAUCCUAAGGACAUCUUUCUGGCAUCAGCUAGUUGUGAUGGAUCUGUCAAAGUGUGGCAAAUUUCAGAUCAGACUUGUACUAUUAGUUGGCCACUGCUACAAAAAUGCAAUGAUGUGAUAAAUGCAAAAUCAAUCUGCAGACUUGCUUGGCAGCCAAAAAGUGGGAAGUUGCUGGCAGUUCCUGUGGAAAAGUCUGUUAAGCUAUAUAGAAGAGAAACGUGGAAUAAUCAAUAUGAUCUUUCAGACAGUUUCAUCUCUCAGGCCCUAAAUAUAGUAACCUGGUCUCCCUGUGGGCAAUAUUUAGCUGCAGGGAGUAUUAAUGGUUUAAUUAUAGUUUGGAAUGUGGAAACCAAAGAUUGCAUGGAAAGGGUGAAACAUGAGAAGGGUUAUGCAAUCUGUGGCCUGGCAUGGCAUCCUACUUGUAGUCGAAUAGCUUAUACUGAUGCAGAAGGAAAUCUAGGGCUUCUGGAGAAUGUUUGUGAACCCAGUGGAAAGACAUCAAGCAGUAAGGUAUCUAGCAAAGUGGAAAAGGAUUACAAUGAUAUUUUUGAUGGAGAUGAUGCAAAUAAUGCUGGUGAUUUUCUAAAUGACAAUGCAGUUGAGACCCCCUCUUUUUCAAAGAGGAUUAUAAAUGAUGAGGAAGAGGAUGAUGACCUCAUGCUGGCCUCAGGUCGUCCUAGACAACGAAGUCACAUCCUAGAAGAUGAUGAUAAUUCAGUUGAUGUUACCAUGUUAAAAGCUGGUUCUAGUCUUUCCAAAGAGGAGGAGGAGGAUGAUCAGGCCAACAGCAUUCAUAAUCUACCACUUGUAACAUCCCAAAGGCCGUUUUAUGAUGGGCCAAUGCCAACUCCCCGGCAAAAGCCAUUCCAGUCAGGUUCUACUCCCAUGCAUCUCACGCAUAGGUUCAUGGUGUGGAACUCUGUUGGAAUUAUUCGCUGCUAUAAUGAUGAGCAAGACAAUGCCAUAGAUGUGGAGUUCCAUGAUACCUCCAUACACCACGCAACACACUUAUCAAACACUUUGAAUUACACAGUAGCAGAUCUAUCUUAUGAAGCUAUUUUGUUGGCAUGUGAAAGUACUGAUGAACUAGCAAGCAAGCUUCUCUGUCUGCACUUCAGUUCUUGGGAUUCAAGCAAAGAGUGGUUAGUAGACAUGCCUCAGAAUGAAGAUAUUGAAGCCAUAUGUCUUGGUCUGGGAUGGGCAGCUGCUGCCACCAGUGCCAUGCUCCUUCGACUGUUCACUAUUGGAGGUGUUCAGAAAGAGAUCUUCAGUCUUCCUGGCCCUAUAGUAUCAAUGGCAGGACAUGGAGAACAGCUUUUCAUUGUUUAUCAUACAGGUGCAGGAUUUGAUGGUGAUCAGUGCCUUGGAGUUCAACUGCUAGAGCUGGGGAAAAAGAAAAAACAAAUUUUACAUGGUGAUCCUCUUCCUCUUACGAGGAAAUCCUACCUAGUGUGGGUUGGAUUUUCAGCUGAAGGUACUCCCUGUUAUGUGGAUUCAGAAGGCAUUGUUCGAAUGCUUAACAGAGGGCUUGGUAACACAUGGACUCCAAUAUGUAACACAAGAGAACACUGCAAAGGAAAAUCUGAUCACUACUGGGUGGUUGGUAUCCAUGAAAAUCCCCAGCAACUCAGGUGCAUUCCUUGCAAAGGUUCUCGGUUUCCUCCCACCCUUCCACGACCUGCUGUAGCUAUACUAUCCUUUAAGCUUCCUUAUUGUCAGAUUGCAACAGAGAAAGGACAAAUGGAGGAACAAUUUUGGCGUUCCAUCAUGUUUCACAAUUACCUUGAUUAUUUAGCUAAAAAUGGUUAUGAGUAUGAAGAAAGCACUAAAAAUCAAGCAAUAAAAGAACAACAGGAGCUUUUAAUGAAAAUGCUUGCGCUUUCUUGUAAACUGGAUCGGGAAUUCCGUUGUGUGGAACUAGCUGAUUUAAUGACUCAAAAUGCUGUGAAUUUAGCCAUUAAAUAUGCUUCUCGUUCCCGGAGAUUAAUAUUGGCCCAAAGACUUAGUGAACUGGCUGUAGAGAAGGCAGCUAAACUGGCAGCAACCCAGGUAGAAGAAGAGGAAGAGGAAGAUUUCAGAAAAGAGCUGAAUGCUGGUUAUAGUAAUACUGCUACAGAGUGGAGCCAGCCAAGGCUUAGAAACCAAGUUGGAGAAGAUGCAGAGGACACCAGAGAAUCUGAUGAUAAAGAAGAAGAACCAGAAUUACAUAACCAUGGACAGAAUCCAUUUUGCAAAAGUGCAAAUUCUGCUGAUGUGCCAGCUAUUAAGUCAGGUGCAGUUACCUGUAGCAACCAAGGACGAGUAAACCCCUUCAAGGUAUCAGCCAAUUCCAAAGAACCAUCCACUUCAGUGAAUUCAGCACGUUCAAGUAAUAUUUUAGAUAAUAUGAACAAAUCAUCCAAGAAAUCUACUACACUUAAUCGAGCUACAAAUAAUGAAAAGUCUCCAGUUAUAAAGCCUCUAGUUCCAAAGCCAAAGUCUAAGCAGGCAUCUGCAGCAUCCUAUUUCCAGAAAAGAACUUCCCAAACUGAUAAGACUGAGGAUGUAAAAGAAGAACAUCCUAAACAGUCAUCAUCUGAAACACUAGCUAUGUCUCCUCAAAACAUUGAAAAUCAAAGGCCAAAGACUGGGUUCCAGAUGUGGCUGGAAGAAAACAGAAGUAGUAUUUUGUCUGACAAUCCUGACUUUUCAGAUGAAGCAGACAUAAUAAAAGAAGGAAUGAUGCGAUUUAGAGUAUUGUCAGCUGAAGAAAGGAAGGCAUGGGCUUCCAAGGCCAAAGGAGGAACUACAAGUGAUGGAGCUGAAGCAAAGAAGCGAAAACAUGUGGUUGAUGAAAGUUAUGAAACUGAAAAUGAGAAGGAAAAAGCAAAGGAGAAUCUGAAUUUGCCUAAAAAGCAAAAACCUUUAGAUCUUUCGACCAAUCAGAAGCUGUCAGCUUUUGCAUUUAAGCAGGAAUAGAGUUAAAGAAAGUGGGAAAGUGGGUAAUGGAUUUUUUAUUCAUCAUUGAUGAACCUGGACUUUAAAAAAAAAAAAACUUUAGAAAACUCAUUGUAUAUUUUUGAGAGUUUAGUGACAACUAUCUGUCUUCAUAAAAUAAUGUAGUGUUUAUAUUUGUGUAGGUAACAGGGCAUGUGUAAAAACUGUCAUCUCUGCAGAUUGCUCUGUUCCCAAAUGGAGGUACGUUGAGAAACACUGUGAUUAGUCACUGAUGUGAAGCCAUUGGCGUGUCCUAAUGGAAGCCAGUUUGAUGUUGUUUCUUACCUUUAAAAUCAUCAAAGCCAAGAUCUUAAAACCUCUGAACAUUGAAGUACCUUCAGGGGGUUUCCUUGUUCGGUUUAUGUCAUGUACGGAGAAGUACUACAGAAGUCGUCCUCCAGGUUUGUUAUCAUAGACUCUUCUCUAUAUCUAUACUGAACUAGGGACCAUGUUUUUAAUAUGUACCCUAAACAUGUAAAUAAUUUUGUAGAUGAGAUUUUUUUCUUUUGUUUGUUUCAGAAAUUUCUUCAUAUAUGGUUUUCAGUUGUCUUUGUAUU